This is a messenger RNA of Daldinia vernicosa, 1038 nucleotides long. Its product is annotated as NAD(P)-binding protein. The record is from RefSeq and is a predicted model, not a curated record. The transcript has 6 exons. Bases 1 to 1038 code for a protein of 345 amino acids. Gene Ontology annotation, molecular function: oxidoreductase activity. NCBI's taxonomy places the organism in Eukaryota, Fungi, Ascomycota, Sordariomycetes, Xylariales, Hypoxylaceae.
AUGAAACAGUGGUUUAUUAAGGGGCAGGAGAAAGGAUUCGACGGGUUAGAGUUCCUCGAAGUGCCUAUCCCAAAAGUCGGAGAGAACGAGGUCCUCGUGAAACUUCAUGCGGCAUCUCUGAAUUACCGAGAUGUAGCCAUAGCGAAGAACGAAUAUCCCAGCCCAUUACGAUUUCCAUUCUGCCCUGGUUCUGAUGGCGCAGGCGAAGUCAUAGAGGUUGGCUCUAAAGUGACAAAUUUUCGAAUAGGGGACAAAGUGGCAACGCUUUUUCAUCAGGGCCAUCUUUAUGGAGAUAUUGAUGUUUCCAUCAUCCCAACAUCACUGGGUGGUUUCCUUGACGGAACACUUAGACAAUUCGGCGUCUAUAACGAAAACGGAUUGGUUAGAACCCCCAACAAUCUCGACCUAAAUGAGUCAAGGUUAGUAACUAACCCCGAAAAAGCAUGUGCUGCCUUGACUGCAUGGAAUGCAUUGUACGGAUUGAAGCCAUUGAAACCGGGCGAUUCUGUUCUUAUUCAAGGUACAGGUGGAGUUAGUAUCUUCGCACUUCAGUUUGCAAAGGCUGCAGGAGCUACGAUCAUAGCUACCACAUCUACGAAGGAAAAAGAGGAGGCACUGAAAAAGCUAGGGGCUCAUCAUACAAUCAAUUAUAAAGAGGAUGCCAACUGGGGUAAGACCGCCAAAACCCUAACGAACGGACGGAGCGGCGUCGACUUCGUGAUUGAUGUGGGAGGCAGUGAAUCUCUCCCCCACAGUAUUGAUGCAGUCAGGCUUGGAGGCAUCAUUAACCUGAUCGGCUUCCUUAGCGGCAAAAAGCCUCAACUAACAACGGAACUCCUAUUUCGCGGCUGCACAGCACGCGGCGUUCAUGUGGGCUCAAGACAACAAAUGGAGGAAAUGGUAAAGGCUAUCGAAGCCAAUGACAUUCAUCCCGUAAUUGACGAAAAAGUCUUCGACUUUGAAAGUACUAGGGAAGCAUAUGACUAUGUGUGGAAUCAUAGACAGUUUGGCAAGGUGGUUAUCAAGAUAUCUGAAUAG